Molecule: messenger RNA, 7532 nt
Organism: Brassica rapa (field mustard)
Lineage: Eukaryota; Viridiplantae; Streptophyta; Magnoliopsida; Brassicales; Brassicaceae
Product: elongation of fatty acids protein 3-like
Biological process (GO): fatty acid elongation, monounsaturated fatty acid; fatty acid elongation, saturated fatty acid; sphingolipid biosynthetic process
Cellular component (GO): endoplasmic reticulum membrane
Molecular function (GO): fatty acid elongase activity
Source: RefSeq, a predicted model, not a curated record
CAAAUUGUUAUUCAACAGACAGUGGAGACUGAAGAGUGAUUAUGGUGUUGAGUCAGUAGUAAGAGUGAGGGUUUUACCUUCCUCACUCUCUUAGGCCUCUAGAGCAACAAUUCAAGGAAAAGAGGUCAAGCGUGGUUAAGGGAAUGGAAACGCUCUUUAGUUGUUAGGCUGAGCUGAUACAGUGGAAAUAAACAUAUUUGGGAAGGAGCAAAGUAUCCGAUGUAUUGUCACUUCUGAAUUCAUUGCAGUUGAACUUUGUGAUUCAGGAGUUAUCAAAUGUUUAUCACUGCCUAGAGAUUCAAAGGAGGCUCAAGCCAAAAUGUUUAUCAUUGCAGUUGGAACCAUAAUAAGGUUAGGGUUAUUUAAGUCUAUGAUUGAUUCUAUAAUUUUAGUGACUAAAAUCACAGUCAGAUUCUCUGAUUUUUAUUUGAAAUAUUGAUCAAAUACAUAUUAUUAUAAAAUAUCUAUAUGAGUAUACUAAUUUAUCUGAAUAAAUCGGGGUUUUUUUUGUUUAUUCGAUUUGAUCGUUUAAUAUACAGAACCAUAUCCAUAUAUUGUGGUUCGUUUUUAAAUGGUUCGGUUUUACUGGAUUAAACAUCCUAGACUAUCCUUAUUUUGUUAAUGUGUUAUAUUUGUGAUUUUUAUAAUCCUUUCACUGCCACAAGAUUUCUUUUCAGUCCAAACACAAUGUGUGUUUAAUUUCAAAUACAAAUUUCCUAAUUUACUUAUUGCUAUUAGAAAAGAUUUUGAUUCAAAAUCUACAUCACAUAAAUAAAAAUAAAACAAUGAAACAAAAGAACAUAAUUUAAUACAUUGAUUACUAAUAUGAAUAUUGAAAUUUUAUAAUUUAUAAUAGUUUGAAAUUUGUAUCUAAUUUAAUAAUUAAAUUUUGUUAAAAGAAACAUUAAAAUUAACAAAAUGUUAGGUAUAUAUAUUAUAUAUAUAUAUAUAUAUAUAUAUAUAUAUAUAUAUAUAUAUAUAUAUAUAUAUAUAUAUAUAUAUAUUAGUCCGCACAGGGUGCGGAACAUCAACUAGUAAUUAUUUAUUAGUUAUGAGAUAAAAAAAUCUAAUCAUAUAAAACCUACAAAAAUAAAAAAUAUUUUUGAAGAGUAACAUAUAUGAGACAAAGAAAACUUUGGUAUAUCCAUUUUUUUAUCUCUCUCACAUUUUCGUUUUCGAAAAGAAGAUGACCUUUGUGUUUUUGUGUUUUGCAAAUUAAUAACCUUGAGGUUUUGAAGAAAAUCUUGCACGUAAAUGGGUGAGGUUUGAUAAAUCAAGGCGAUGAUAGAAUUAGAGAACAGAGUAAAAUCCAAAGAUAUUAAGCAAACACAAAUAAAAAAUAUGAUAUGGAUAACAACAUCUCUCGGAGAAGAAGCCUUACAUUGCCACAUCAGGUUUGUGGAUCUUUUAGUUUUAUUUUUGUAAGAAUCAAGAAAAAUUUGUGGCUCUAAAACCAAAAGAAAAGUGAUGAAAAAAAUAAACGAUUAAGAAAAAAAAGAGAGAACAAAUACAAAAGGUUAAGUGAUAGUUAUAUAGGCAAUGAAACACUUUGGUUCGUGCCAUGAAAUUAGGGCUAGUGGGGUUCUUUAUUGUUAGAGAAUUAUUUUCAUUACAAUUGUUUAAUUUUGUAAUUGGCUUAAAAUUUUAACCAUUACGUAAACUAUUAGUUGAUUUUUUAAUUUUUAAUUUUUUUUAAACAAUUCCACUUGUCAUUAUUUUAUUGGAAAUGUGACUUGUGCUUUAGUAUAUAAGGAAUUCUUAGAACAUUAAUUUGGAUUAUUGACAAAUUAGUCAUUAGUCUCAGGUAACCAAAUCCAUAAUUGUAUAGAUAGUCAUAAUUGUAUCACCAAAAUCAACCAAAUAAUACAAAACCUUUCACCAAUUUUGCAAAGAUUAAAUGGAAAAUGUGGCAACACGUCAACUUUCAAUAUUACCGGAUUUCCAAGUAUAAGUACACAUAAAUAAACAUCAUCCUCUGUAACAUUAGUCUCAUUGAUCACAAAACCGUCUUGUGUGUUUUAAAUGCUACUCAUGUCUAUUAAAGCUUAAUAGUAGAGAUGGUGAAUUUCUUGUUAAAACCAAAAGUUAUUUAUGUUUUCGUCUUGUGUGUGAUCAGGUAACCAAGUCCAUCGAGGGCCUGCUUUCUUUACCACAGAUCCGUAACCCAAACGACCCAAGAAUAAAGGAUCUAAAAGAGCUUGAAGCCAUAAAGAAGGCCAUUGACCAGAAAUCACAUUCCUCGGUGAGAAGAGAGCUUCAGGCUGGUCUUGGUUACAUGAUCCUCCAGACCGCAUUGUUCAUGAGGCUAACCUUCUGGGAACUCACAUGGACGUUAUGGAGCCAAUAUGUUUUUAUGUCACAUCUAUAUACUUCAUGGCCGGUUACUCCUUUUUUACUCAGGACCUCGAAAGAGCCUUCCUUUGAAGGGUUUUACCAAAGCAGGUUCGAGUCUAAACAGAGGAAACUGAUGGAGGCUCAAAAUUUUGAUGUUGGGAGGUAUGAUGAGCUGAAGAAGCUGUUUUAUCCAAAACCUUCUUCAGCUGCUGUUUCCAAGAUUCUUGGAAGUAUACAGAAUUAAUCUUUGAUUAAGGGGAUUUUGUUACAUACCGUGAUGGUGUCUCGUUGUCCUAAUCUGAUAAAGAUAUACUAUUAACAACCCCAAAACUGUGAAAGAAACCAAAACAAAGUGUUCGAAUAGGUGCGGCUUAUGUUAUCUUUUGGAAGAGUAGAUAAUAUAUCUAAUACAAUGUAUACUAUGUAAUAAAUACUGAAAGUACAGUAUUAUCAUGUAUGUACUUUCGUUUCUCGAGUCUGGGGUUCUUAAUUUUUAAUUGUAUACGAUUUAUUGUAUCCACAUAAUCUCAAUAAGGCUAAUGUAUCAUAUCGUCACGUUUGUAUUAGUUUAGUACCGGUAUAUACAAUACAGUAGCGUUUUAUCCGUAUAGCAACAUGUAUAACGUUGCCUAAUUACAUUUCAAUUCGUCGGACUAGCUAAAAUGAUUGACAGAACAUGGGUUGCGUGGUAGUUGUUGUUGUAACUUGUAAGCUCACCGUCCAAGUCCCUUUUAAAAUUAAUUCACGAGAAAUCAAUUACGACCGUGUAAAUAAAAGAAAUCUCGAGUUUGGUAGGUCAAACGUCACUUAUCGCAUAUACUAUGAAUCAGGUGGACAAUACCAAUAACCCAAAUUACUCAUUGUGAAUUAACAAAGAGAUGUAUUACCGGCCUUGACACAAUAACGAUUAGGAUAACCGACAACUAAUACUUAAUCCUGUUGUUUGAUUACGUAUCAUUCAACUACAUUAAACUCAAAUAACUCAUAGAAUGUGAUUGUAAAGUAUUUUUAACGAUAAUAAAGUGGAGGAAAAACUAAUUUCAGCUGAGUUACUUUACUUUCACCUGAUUUCAGCCCAUUUAUUCCAAAACAGAGUAAAAUUUUACUCCCAUCCUCACUUUUCUCUCCUCCGUUUUCAACCAUUUAUUUUUUCAUUUUUUACUGUAUUAUUAAUUAUCAAUCAAAGCCAUAGUGUACUGGUAAGGGUGAGCGUUCGGAUACUCGUUCGGGUUCGGGUAUUUCGGAUUUUCGGAUAUUUUGGUAUAAAGGUGUAGAACUCGUUCGGGUAUUUCUGAACUUUGGGUCGGGUUCAGAUAAUUUUAGUUCGGAUUCAGUUAUUUCGGAUCGGGUUCGGAUAUUUAGAUUUGGAAAAAAAAUAUAUUAAAUUUUUCAUUUCUCGAAUUUCUUGUAUUUAAAAAUAUAACUUUCACUUAACUAAUUUUUUAUUUUUAAUAGAUUGAAUGGUUAAUAGAUUUGGACAUAACAUUUUGAAACUAAAAAUACAUUAAUUUGGUUAUUGUUUUUAAAUUUUAGAUUUAACUUUUUGUUAAUUUUUGAAAUAAAAAAUUUGACAUGCAUUUUAAGUGAGUAGCAAAUUAUUUUCUCCGUAAUUGUAUGUAUAUCAUAUGAACUUAAAGUAUGUGUAGUAUCAAUAUAAAUAUUGUUUAUAAAAUGAGAGAUGUAAACUUGAAAUAGAAGGUUAAUUAUACAUAGAGUCGUUAUCUUCGGAUAUCCAUUCGUAUUCGGAUAUCCAAUCUCUCCUAAUUCAAUACUGUAGAACCUAAAUUCUACACAAAGUAUUUGAUAAUGAUCAGGGUUGAUCUAGGAAAGAUAAAUGAUGUAGGCAACGAUAUCUUUAGAACACAACGAUGUUAAAUAGUUUCCGGUAGGCGAAAAUAGACUUUAUUGAUAAUUGGAAUCGAAUACAAUAAGUUGAACUAGAUCGAUUGAUACAAACAAGUUCGAUCUAGUUGGAAUCUAAAAAUGGAAAGACAAUAAGAUCGAUGUGAAUGUAAAGCUCUCUCUAGGGUUUUAAAUGUGUCUCCUUUCUUGUUUCUUCUCCUUUCUUUAUAGCGAAUCGACUGUGAGAUCUUCGUGGUAGCUCCGCGAUCUCAGCUUCUUGUUGCGCGAUUUUUGUGGCUCCUUUCUCGAGCUCGAUUCUGGUUGUGAGUCUCGGUAUGUUUCGGCCCAUGUCUUUGAUCGUGAUCCAUUUUGGUAUUGACCAAAAUUGGAUCCAACAAAUACCCGUUAUGAAAUUUUGCUACAUCGGUUUAGAUUUUUUGGAUUGAGUUCGGAUGCGGCUUCAGAUAUCGUGUAAAGUGACCACCUCUAUGUACUAGUACCAGUAAAAAAGUGUGGUACUAAAAGAAGUUAUACGGUUAUACCGCCCAAAUAAGACUAGCAUUAUUAUUUAAAAUUAUUUUACUGGAUACGUAUCAGAUAUAUGUCUUAGCUGUUCAUCAAAUGGUGUGAAAUAAUAAUUUAAUAACUCGUUACUACUGAUUAUCCAUCUUCGUAAUAGUCGCCCCACGCAUAUUCCAUCCUAGCCAUGAAGUAAAAACUCAUGCAUAUUGACCGACUCAAACUCUCCUUUAGUCCAGAGGUGUUUGGGUUUUGAAUGCGAGUAAUUACCAACUUAUCGUGUACCAAUUAUUCUUGAUUCCCUUUUGAUUCCAAAGAUAUCCAAAUAUUGUUUUCUAUUCCGAAGAUAUAAUAAAAUCAGAUUUAGACCAAAAUCUUAAACUUUUAGAAACGUUUUCUAAAAUGUGAUUUGAUAUGAUAAUAGAUAACAUACCUAAUUUAAUUUGUCACGUACCGAGCACAUGUGUGACAAAUAACAUUGGUCCAUAUCAACUUGCUUUCUUGACAAAACCGGGCAUCUUGUGAGCUAUGUUGUUUUAUCUCAGUUAUUUGAAAAUGAAAAUGAUGUAAAGAGAGCUUUACAUAUGAAAAAGACACACGCACACAUAUAAACACACUAGAGGGAGUAAACAAGAAGAAGAGUCACCGACGAUCAACGCCACCUCCCGAUCAUGUCCACGGCUCUGAUUAGCUCUCUCACCUACUACCUCUCCGAACAUCCAUACAUCGUCGGGUUCCGCUGGGGCCACAGCCAAUCAUGGGGCUCCACGUGGUGUUUUCUCAUCACCUCCAUCUUUCUCUACAUCGCCGUCUCCUCCUCCCUCCACAUCCUCCUCUCCGCCUUCCUCCGCCGUAACCGCUCCGUUCCGUUAGGCCACAUCCCAGACAUCCACAGCCUUCUCAUGUCGAUCCUCUCCGCCACCAUUUUCGCCGGAAUCCUCCUCUCCGCCGCCGCGGAGAUCCGUGACACACGGUGGUUCUGGCGCCGGAGCAAAACCGCCACUCCUCUCCAGUGGCUCCUCUGCUUCCCGCUCGGUACGCGCGCCUCCGGUCGCGUCUUCUUCUGGUCCUACGUGUAUUACCUCACGCGGUUUCUCCACAUGCUCCGCACGGUCUUCGCCGUCUUCCGUCGCCGGAGACUCGCCGUGUCUCAGCUCUUCUGCAACUCUGCCAUGGCGUUCACGUCUUUCCUCUGGCUCGAGUUCUCGCAGUCGUACCAGGUUCUAGCCAUUCUGUCGACGACGCUGGUUUACUCUGUGGUUUACGGUUAUAGAUUCUGGACCGGGUUUGGUUUACCCGGUUCGACAUUUCCUUCGUUGGUGGUGAAUUGUCAGCUGCUUCUCGUGGUUUGUAAUCUCGUGUCCCACGCUGGGGUUCUUGCGAUGCACCUCAUUAAAGGCGGAUGCAAUGGGAUCGGCGCGUGGGGUUUAAACUCUGUCCUCAACGGUGCGAGUUUGUUGCUUUUUCUUAAUUUUUACAUGAGAAUGCAUUCGCCGUUGCGACGUCAUAUUAUCAACACUUCGCCGGAACUUGAACCUAGUAAUGCAAAAGAAUUAACUUUCGAGGAUUAGGGUGGCUCUUGGGUUGAUCCUUUUUAUUCUUCUCAAUAAGACAAAUAUUAACCUUAAUCACUUAUUAUAAAAAAACUUUGUAACUCUCUCCUUCUUGCUAAUCUAGCCUUAAUUGCUAACACUUUACCACAAUAUUUAAAAAAUAAUCAUCUAACCACCACUUAGCUAUUUUUGAAACAUUGACAUCUUUCGUAGUUGUUAAUUAACUUUUUUUUUUUGUAAACUACAUACAUACGUAGGGAAAACGACUUAUUCAUGCCUGAACUAUGAGCCGCUGAAAAAAUACAUACCCCAACUUUUGUUGUAUGUCAAAUCAUACUUUCACUAAUAAUAAAUUUGAAAUUCAUGCAUGUACUAGGGAUCAAUUAAAAAAUACACACCUCAACUCUUAUAGCAUGCCAAAACAUACAUUAACUAAUCAAAAAUUUGAAAUUUAUACCUAGGCUUUAGAAGUCAACGCUAAUCACAAUCUAUACUAUUAUUUGCGAAAUAAUUUUUCGCAACGAAGUUCUCACGUUAAAAACUAGAGUGGCUAAAGUCUAUCUUACCCUUAAUGAAUUUUUAUAUAUAUUCUAUUAUAUAAUAAAAUGAAUUUUAUAUUAAAAAUCUUAUAUAAUUUUUUAAAAAAAUUUAUGAUAAUUCUUAUAUAUUAUGUUGUUAUCUUAAAAUAAUAUUUUACUAUUAUAAAAGUAAAAAAAAAAUUAAAAGAAGUGAUAUUUUACAAUAUUAUAUAUUUUUUUAAAUAAAAUAAUUCUUAUAUAGUGUGUUGUUAUCUUGAUGAAAAUAUUAUUUACUUAUAAUAUUUAGUUAUACAAAUAUAUCUUAAAAUCACUUCUUAGAAAAUAUCUUUAUACAAAUAUAUUGCUUCAUUAAUAUUUACUUAGAUAUUAUGUUUAUCUUAAAAUUUAACUUUCAUAACAGUAAAAUAUUAUUUCAAGAUAACAACACAAUAUAUAAGAAUUAUCUUAUGUAUUUUUUAAUAUAAUAUUGCAAAAAAUCACUUCUCUUAUUUUUUACUUUUAUAAUAGUAAAAUAUUAUUUUAAGAUAACAACACAAUAUAUAAGAAUCAGCAUAAUUAUUUUUAAAAAAAUAUAUAAGAUUUUAAAUAUAAAAUUGUUUUAUUAUAUAAUAGAAUAUAUAUAAAAUUUCAUUAAGGAUAACAUAGACUUUUGCCACUCUAAUUUUUAAUGUGAGAGCUAUGUUACGGAAAAUUACUCUCUUAAUUUUUUUUUUACUUUUAUAAUAGUAAAAUAUUAUUUUAAGAU